AUGAUACGUUCCCUCUCAUUUCAUUUACAUCAGCCGCGGCAAUUCAGCAUGCAAUCUGUACCAAUCCCUACCAUAACGGACGAUGAGCUCUUGAUCAAGGGCAUAUGUGGAACCGACGGGCAUGUGCAUGAGGGAGAAUUCAUCGCGAAGUUUCCUCUAAUCCCUGGUCACGAAGUAAUUGGGACGGUUGCCAAAGUCGGCAGUAACGUCACAGGAUUCGCUGAAGGUGACCGAUGCGUUGCUGACCCAGGGGUUACAUGCGAUACGUGUUUCUAUUGCAGACGGGGACAGUCUCUGCUAUGUGAGAACUUCAACGGCAAAGGAGUUUCAAUGGCAGGAGGAUUUGCUGAGUAUGCCGUAUUCGAGGCUAAGAAAACUUACAAGAUCGAGCACCUCACCGAUGAAGAAGCGACACUUGUCGAACCUGCUGCUUGCGCCAUUCACGGGAUGGAUAAGCUCAACGCACCCGUAGGCAUUGAUGCCUUGGUAAUUGGUGCUGGCCCUACCGGGCUGAUUCUCGCACAACUGCUCAAACUGAACGGUGCCGCCAAUGUUGUGAUUGCUGCCAACAAGGGUAUUAAGACCCAGAUUGCACAGGAUCUAGGGGCCGGUGACGUGUAUGUUGAGCUUGAUAGGGAAAAUCCUGCACCUCAGUGGGAACAACUAAGGAGGAACCAUCCAUAUGGAUUCGAUGUGGUCGUUGAGGCUACUGGCAAUGAAGAGGUUGCGAACGACUCCAUUAAUUACGUCCGACGGGGCGGAACUCUCAUGAUCUACGGCGUCUACUCUGAUAGCGCUCGUGUCCACUGGCCUCCUUCCAAGAUAUUUGGGGAUGAAAUUAAGAUCAUUGGCUCAUUUGCUCAGACUCAUUGUUUCCCUCGAGCCAUAGCGUACCUUGACAGUGGUAAAGUGAAAGUAAAGGGCAUGGUCACUGACGUGUUCAAGAUCAGCGAAUAUCAGCAGGCACUUGAUAAAAUGAACAGCAGAACCGCUUUAAAGAUUGCACUGAAACCGUAA
This is a messenger RNA of Suillus subalutaceus, 1017 nucleotides long. RefSeq names its product chaperonin 10-like protein. The record is from RefSeq and is a predicted model, not a curated record. Gene Ontology annotation, molecular function: zinc ion binding; oxidoreductase activity. The coding region runs from base 1 to 1017 and encodes 338 amino acids. Lineage: Eukaryota; Fungi; Basidiomycota; Agaricomycetes; Boletales; Suillaceae. The transcript is spliced from 8 exons.